Penicillium brasilianum is the source of this 4369-nucleotide messenger RNA. Lineage: Eukaryota; Fungi; Ascomycota; Eurotiomycetes; Eurotiales; Aspergillaceae. The record is from the annotation of a GenBank genome assembly.
CAGGGUAUGGGACUCGUUGGCAGCAUAUAGUCAUAAUAAUCUGAAUCUGAAUUCAUUAUGAUUAUUUUAAUUAAUAUUCUAAUCCUCACAAACGGUCUUCCACUCAGAAUCUGGGAAAUCCCAGGGCCCGCCAUGAUGUCAUAACUCGACCCUUUGGGACCAGCCCGCAAUCACGAAAGGGUCUAGGUUUGGCAUUCUUGAUUAGCGCUGACUUGCGGCUUUUCUAUAGCUUCAUUAACUCUCUCCGGCCCUGUCCGAACUCUUGGACUUGCUUAUUUUUUUCUUCCUCAAACACCGAAAUUUAUUGGAAUUCCCCUCGAGCCACUUGAGACCUGGGGCCUUUGUCACGAAGAAAUAGAGGCAAUUGCCGACCAUGUCGAUUAAACGGGCCCUCUCCAAGGCCAUUCGGGGCCAUGUCGCUGACGAUGACUCGUCGGGCUCCCACGUUCGCUCACUCUCUCUCGGGUCCUCCAAACCGCGCAUCUCGACAUCGCGCGAUUCGAACGCCCACAAUUCCCCCACCGCAUCUCCUCGUCGCAGUAUCCUAGGCAACUUCUUCCGUGAGAGGGACUAUGUCUCUUCCUCCGAGGACUUCUCGGAUGAUUCAUCAUCCACCGGCAACCUGAGUAAGAACCAGCAGAAACGACUCGUGCGACAGCAACGCCGCAAUGAACGUUCUCGUCUCAGUGAAGAGCAAUUCUCCGAGUCCGACCACAAACGGAAGGAGGAGGAGCUUGCUAAGGCGGCUGCCGAGGAGACCCCAGAGAUGAAGGCCCGCUAUGGUGAACUGCCCCUAAUGCAGUCACAGAGCCGCCCACGCGAGGAGCGAAUUUCGCUUGACGCAAUCACUCCGGACAUGGAGGGGCAGGACGUUUAUUUCACGGCACGCUUGCACGUUGUGCGUCGCAUGAGUGCGAAGCUGGUCUUCCUCGUGUUCCGCCAGCAGCUGUCCACCUUCCAGGGUGUGCUGCACGAGCGCCCGGGCGUCUCCUCUAUCGCCAUGGUCUCAUGGGCUGAGCAUCUACGCGUGGGCUCCUUCUUGCGUGUUCGUGGCAAGAUUCAAAAACCCGAAGUGCCGGUUCUGGGCUGCAGCAUCCACAACGUCGAGCUGGCUAUCGAAUCCGUGCAUCUGCUCGUCAAGCGCGAAGAACCUGUGCCAUUCAGUGUCUACGAGGCUGAAAUCCGUACCAAUGAGGAGGACAAGGCCGAAGGUCGUCGCAGCCACAUCCCGGAUCGUACUCGCCUCAGCAAUCGCUUGCUGGACCUUCGGACUGCCACUUCUCAAUCCAUCUUCCGGCUACAGUCGGCAACUUGCAAUCUCUUCCGUAGCGCCCUCGAUGAACGAGGGUUCAUUGAAAUCCACACUCCCAAGCUGCAGGGUGCUGCCACCGAGUCUGGUGCCAGUGUCUUUCAGGUUAAUUACUUUGGCCGUCCUGCCUUCCUGGCUCAGUCUCCCCAGCUGGCCAAGCAGAUGGCCAUUGCCGCCGACUUCGGUCGUGUGUAUGAGAUUGGCGCCGUCUUCCGUGCCGAGAACUCUAAUACCCAUCGUCACUUGACCGAAUAUACUGGUCUGGAUAUCGAAAUGGCCAUUGAGGAGCACUACCACGAGAUGCUCGAGACUCUGGAUGCUACCAUCAAGAACAUUCUGGGUGGUAUCUACAGCAAGUACCGGCGAGAAAUUGAGGCGGUCAAGCACCAGUUCCCAUCAGAAGACGUUGUGUGGUUGGAGAAGACCCCUAUCAUUCGCUUCACCGAUGGUAUCCAGAUGCUUAAUGACUCGGGCUGGCGUAGCGAGGAUGGCAACCUUCUUCCUCUGGAUGAAGAUCUGGCUACUCGUGAUGAAAUCCGUUUGGGACAACUGGUCAAGGAAAAGUACGGCACCGACUACUACGUCCUCGACAAGUUCCCCCGCGGUGCCCGUCCGUUCUACACCAUGCCGGAUCCCGAGGAUGACAAAUUUACAAACUCGUUCGACAUGUUCAUCCGUGGCCAGGAGAUUGUCUCUGGUGGCCAGCGUAUCCACGAGCCGCAUAUGCUCGAGGAGAACAUGCGCAAGAACGGCAUCAACCCCGACGAUAUGGAGGAGUACCUCGAGGCAUUCCGCUGGGGUGCCCCACCCCAUGCCGGUGCCGGUGUUGGCCUCGAACGUCUGCUGAUGCUCCUGCUUCAGGUGGGCAACAUUCGUCUCACCUCGCUCUUCCACCGAGACCCGAAGAGUUUGCCCGCCAAACCGCCCGUCCAGCAGCUUCGCCAUCCCGAGGCUUCCACAAUGGAGCCUCCUUGGCACGAACAUUCCCAGUUGGCGGCUGAUGAGAGCGAGCUGCAGCCGCUGGAGAAGCUGGUUGCAAACUACGGAGACGCCACCUCCACUUCCUGGUUCGAUGAUCGAUUCAAGAUCUGGCGUGAUAUGGCCACCGGCGCUGCCGUGGCUUACGUGCCCAGCAGCAGCAACUAUGUCAUCAUCCCCGGUAACCCCGCCUGUGACUCUUCUCAGUACUCUCGUACCAUCACACAGUUCCUGCAGUGGCUACGUCGGGAGACCAAGUACAAGCCCGUCUGGAUUCUCUGCUCUCCCGAGGUCGAGACUAUUCUAGGCGAGCGCCUAGGUUGGCGCAGCUUGUCCUGCAUUGCCGAAGAGCGUGUUGAACCGUCACGCAACCAAGCCGCCUCCGACGGCGAGAUUGCCCGCAAACUGCGCCGUGCUGAGAACGAAGGCAUCAAGGUUGUCUCUGUCAACCAGGGCGAGUUGCCUCCUGAGGACAUCCGCAAGAAGAUCGAUGAACGCAUCGCCGAAUGGCUUGCCAACCGCAAGGGUACACAAGUGCAUCUGUCCGAGAUCCGCCCGUGGAUCGACUCCGAGCACCGCUGGUAUUUCUACGCCAUGGACAAGGAAGGUGUCAUCUGCGCCUUUGUCGCGCUGGCGAUGAUCUCCCCCGCCCAUGGUAUGCAGGUCAAGUACAGCUUGGACUUCCCCAACUCACCAAACGGUGUCAUCGAGUACAUCGUCACGCAAGCCAUCCAGACUGCUUCCAGGGGUGGUGUCAGUGGCCUGACCUUCGGUGCCGGUGCUACCAGCAGACUUAUUCCCGGCCACAAUCUGCACGGCGCCAAGAUCAAGAUGCUGGAGCACACCUACGAGGCGCUUGCCAAGCAGUUCCAUCUCGUGCGAAAGAGCGAGUUCCGUGCCAAGCUGGGCGCCACCGAGGAACCGCUGUAUAUCGCCUAUCCAGCUCACGGCCUCGGUUCCAAGGGUAUCCGUGCCGUCCUGAACUUCUUCGAAGAUUAAACUCGCUGGAAUGAUUCAGACGGAUUUUUUCCGAAGAAGUUACGAUCUCAUGGCAAUUUAUGAAUUAGCGCAAUCUUGGCGAGUACUUGACCGGUUUUCAUAGGGAUUCCAUCAUGGAGGAUGCCGAGGACACGCUAUAGAGUAGAGGGGGACAGGGAUUACAAGGAAGUCAAUCGUCGGAAAAGAAAGGGGAGGAGAGAAGAUUGAGUCUGCCAUUUGCCAGAUAUGUCCACUUGACUUUGGAUAUUGCACCUUUUGUUGAAUUCUUGCUGUGUUUUGUGUGCCUCCCUGAUGGUUUAUCGUUGCACAUUGCUUGCUUGGAACAUUUUAUUCCCCCUCCUGUAUCUGCCCACCGUAUGUAUCUCCUAUUCGCUUACUCGGUGUUAUUUAAUGUCCACGUUUGAUUUCAAUUUGUAUACAUGGCGAUUAAACAAUACUGGGGUAGUAAACACUGCAUUAGUAGAUUCAGAUAGGCCGAUAUUGCAACUCCUAUGAACGACUCAGGUCCACUUUCUAAAUAUACACGGUACCCAGUCCUUGAAACACGAAUACGCCAACGCCUCUCUGAUCAUACAGACAAUGAGAUAACAAAACAAAAUACAAAAUUACCUCUCCUUCUUCGCCUCCACCUCAUCCCUCUCAAACCUCGCAUCCUCAAUUACCCUCCCCAGCUCACCCACCACCCACCGAGCGACCACUCCCGCCACGAUGGCAACGACAACAAUCCACCCUGCAGUCGGCACCAAUGACCGCGGAAACACAUUCCACAAGAACGGAUCGAGGAUCACAUCGACCGCGACGGGGGGUACAUCGCGCAUCAACGUCUCGUCCUUCGAGAAGUAGUCCGCUGCUGCGCGGACGCGUAGGAAGAGUACCGAGUCACUGGUUGGUGCAGGGUCAUUGGCGUGUUUGGUGUUGCGGUUGCGAAUGGAGUUUGCUUGGAGGUGAGCAUCCAAGUCUGAUAGACGGGAUGCAGAAAAUCUGCUGAGGGAGGUGAGGAGGGUUGAGUCUCCGAUUGUUGAAGGUACGGAGUGUGUUGAUAGAGUGAAGGAUGUUGGUUGCUGGGGUAUUGUUAGACUCAGU